Messenger RNA from Culicoides brevitarsis, 5401 nucleotides. RefSeq names its product histone-lysine N-methyltransferase SETD1 (gene Set1). The record is from RefSeq and is a predicted model, not a curated record. The transcript is spliced from 6 exons. Gene Ontology annotation, cellular component: Set1C/COMPASS complex. Gene Ontology annotation, molecular function: protein binding; histone H3K4 methyltransferase activity; RNA binding. Bases 241 to 5142 code for a protein of 1633 amino acids. NCBI's taxonomy places the organism in Eukaryota, Metazoa, Arthropoda, Insecta, Diptera, Ceratopogonidae.
GCAGAAGCACACGAAUUUCUGAAAAGUUUUUGGGGAAUUCGAGUUUUGACCCGCUUACACUCGAGAAUUUAGCUUUUUUACACGCGUCGCAAAAAGUUCAAGCGUCUCCCUUGCGAAAUAUGCUAAAAUUCAUUGGGGUUUCUAUGUGAUUUUGCCUGGGAUUUCAAUUGUUUUGUCGGGCGCGUUCUUGACACACCAACACAAUACUUUUAAUCCACAAAUUUCCGCGAUUCUUACGGGAUGGAGAUGAAUGGCGGCCCUCCCGGCAAUGUCGCUGCGGGAGCAAAUAAAGCGCCAACCCAACCACAAACACCACAACCCAUACGCAAUUACAAGUUGAUUUCGGAUCCGUUUCUGCAAAAGGGUGCCCCGAAGGUCUAUCGCUACGAUGGAAUUGUGCCCGGAGACACGACUUGCCCGCCCGUCAUUCCGCGCGAUCCACGCAACGUCUUGUCGCGCAUCCGGAUGCGACAAGAAAUGGAAUUGACACUUCCGAGAUUCAAAAUUGACGAAAACUUUAUCGGAGAGCCGCCCGCUUUGGAAGUGACGAUCAAUAACUUGAAUGACAACAUCGACAAGGGGUUUUUGUCGAAAAUGAUUUCGGAAGUGGGGGAAUUUGACGAGCUGAACAUUUAUUAUCAUCCAACGAAUGCCAGACAUUUGGGACUUGCGCGAGUUGUGUUCCAAACGGUAAAAGCUGCAAAAGCUUGUAUCGAUAAAUUUAACGGAAAAUCUGUGAUGGGAAGGAUUUUGCAUGUCUUUAACGAUCCAUUUGGCGAAGAAUGCAAAAACUUGAUAGAGCAAUAUACGACAGCGAAGCGUCCGUUGCCAACGCCAAGUGUGGCAAUCGCCGCUCCCACAGCAUUCACCCAAAGAACGACGAUUCCCUCGUUAAAUUCGUACCAAGAUGACUCCGUGCAGCCCGAGAAACCAGCAUUGCCGAAGCCCAUCAGGUCGGAUGUGAUGGUGCAGCCCGAACCGUUGCCCGAUAUCAUUCCCGAAGGAGUGUACAACGACAGUAUGGACGGUUUCAAGCAUCGUGGUCGCAUCGAAGACGGCGAAUUGUGGGACGAAAGUAUCGGCGACGAACGAGAUCGACGACGUGAUCAUUCCCGCAGUCCGGAUUGGGAACGCGAUCGCUAUCACAAAGAUCGCUACGACGAUCGGUACUACGAGGGCAGACGAAAACAUCGAAAACACCGCGAUCGGAGUCGCGAUCGUAGCAGAUCGCGCGAUCGAAGAGACUCCCGUCGACGAAGGAGCAGUUCCCGACAUCGAGAUCGCGACUACGAUCGAGAUCGGGAUCGAGGACAUGACAAAUCUCGCCAUCGGUAUCGCGAUAAAAAAGACGAAUCGCGUCAUUCGAGGUCGUCGAGGCAUUCGUAUCGACGCGGUGACGAAGAAUAUGGAUCCGGAAAGGAAAGUAGUAGUUAUUCAGCAUAUCCCGCUGCCUACGAAAGCGGAUAUUCGUCGCAAUACGGAGCUUAUCCGGCAGCGCCAUAUUACAAUGCUCAAGGAUACCAAGUGGAUCCAAAUUCGUGGCAGCCACCGCCGCCAUCGUCAUCAGUUGCACCUCCGCCGCCCGAAGAUCCGAAACCACCGGGUUUGGAUGUCGACGAAAUGUGGGAUGAGGAUCUUCUGGAGGGCAGUUCGAAAGGGAAACCUCCUCCGCCGCCGCCCCCUCCCUUGCCCGAGGGACAGGAAAAGGUGAAAUUACCCGGAGAGGAAGAUGACGAAUCGAAUGUUGACCUGGAUACUCGAAUAGCAAUGAUGUUCAAGGGAAAAUCCUUCGGAGCAGCGCCGCCUUUCUUGCAAUUUGACUCGGAUUCGGGAGACGAAGCAAAAACUGAGUCCAAAAACGAGCCAGUGGAUGAUUCAAAUUCGCGUCGUUCAUCGAACAAAACGAGCGGCGACAAAUCCGAAGACUCGAGUGUGACAGAUGCACCACCAAGUCCUUUCCUGUCGCGCGCCACGUACAAAACGUCGAAGAAAUUGACGAAAAUCAUGCAAGAAAAGGCUCGCAAAGCUGAGAUUCGGAAGGAAGAGGGAGCUAGUGACAUUUCCUCGUCUGACGAUGAGAUUCUGCUGGCUCGAGGUACCUACAGUCCCGAACCGCCACCCGGUUUCCCCGUUAAACGCGAACCCGAUGCCAUGUCACUGUCCAGCCUUUCCUCGAAUGACGACAGCAAAAGUUGUGGCAUCAAAAGCGAAAACCACCCACCGCCGUUGCCUUCGGAUCCGCCGCUGCAACCGCCAUUGCCGCCAACUGCUGCGCCCGGCAUGUACAACUUUGGCUCGUAUCCCGCUCCGAAUUCCUACCAAUAUCCGUACCAAUAUUCCGAAUAUGUGCAAAGUUACAUGGCAUCGCAGGCCUCGUCGGGAAUGUAUGGCGCGUAUUCGGGCGCUAUGAAACGCGAAGUUUCCGAAACGGAGCCGUACGAGAAAACGAUCAAGUCCGUGCUGGAACGCAUGACGGAAGAGCUUAAAGUGAUAUUGAAACGGGACUUUAACAAACGCAUGAUCGAAGGAUUUUCCUACAAAAAGUACGAGGCGUGGUGGGACGAGAAGGUACGGAACAAGAAUAAGGGCGAAAAUGAGGCGCCAAAUCGGCAAACUGACACAAAAGUACCGGAUAUCAAUCAGAUUCUCAACAGCAAUCGCAGCGAAACCUUUUCCAGCGAUCAAACGUCGCUCUGUCUCGGACUGCGAGCAGCUAUUCCGAAGUUGCCUAGUUUCCGACGCAUCCGCAAAGCACCGAGUCCCAAGCCCAAAGACGACGAGGACUCGCGCAAGAGCGAAGAAGAGGAUCAAGAUGUUGUACGAGCCUCCGACGAAGAAAAUUGGGAUGCGGAUCUCACGGAAACCAAAACAGCGACAACUGCAAAGGAGCCUUCGACGUCACAAGCGAGCGACAGACAGCCCGCAUCGAGAACGCAACGUCGCAAAGGAAGUUUAUCGAGCUUCUCGUCAAGUACGAGCGAGGAAGAGAGCUCCAGCGACGACGAAAGUGAGGAAGACAGUUCGUUAUCUGACGCCGAUAUUGCCGAAGUCACCAGAAGUCACGCGAAAAAAGAUGACAAACGGAUAUAUUCGGAUACCGAGAGCGAAGACGAGGAAGGAGAAAUUAAAACUCCGACUCCGACGACGACAAAACCGAAGACAAUUGGAAUUUAUUCGGACACCGAAAGUGAAUCUGAGGAAAAAACGCCCGUGGUUCGAGAAAAAAUGCCGACAAAGAGAAAGUCUCGUUCAAAGACGCCCGAAGGACGCACGACUCCAGUUCCUAUUUGCUCCGCCGCCGACGAUCUCGAAGAUUUAUCGGACGACGAGGAAGAAGACGAAAAACUGCCACGCACUCCAGGUCGCGAUUCCCCGGGCGAAAGCAAGGAAGGCGAAGCCAAAAAGUCAAUUUACGACUUGGAUCGCGUUUACAGCGACUCCGAGGAAGAACGCGAGUACCAGGAGAAACGACGUCGCAACACCGAGUACAUGGAACAAAUUGAGCGCGAAUUCCAGGAAGAGCAAGCCCGCAAGAAACUCGAAGAACAGGAAAAACGCAAAGCGGAACCCAAGCCUGAACCCGUUCAGAGUGCGAGUUACGAAAAAUCACCAAUUCUUGAGCGCGCUCCGAGUCCGCGAGAGCCAAUUACGCCAUCGUUAAGUGCUCCGCCACCAACACCCGGCGUUUCAAUUCAAGACCCAAUGGCAAAGUACAUGGCAAAGAAGCAAGAACGCGAUGGCUCGAUGUCACCAAAGGCAUUUGUGAUACACAAAGAUGUGAAUGGCGUGGUUCGAUCGACGCCGCAACAAGACCUGAAGAAGCAAAUUGUGCCGCUGCACGUGAAAAAGGAUGCGAAACAGGAGCAAUCGGACGGUGGAUCGGCAUCAGAUGCGGGCUCAUGUAAUGCUUUCGCUUUGGAUCAUUGUUACAGCUUACCGCCAUCAGCUUCGCCGUCGUCUGGUUCAUCGCCGCAAGAGAAUAAGAACAAGAGCAAAUACAUUCACAACGAUCAUGGGUACACGAAUGAUAAAAAGGAGGCUCCCUCUAGUGCGCCAAGACCUGUCGGUCGUCCUCGUAAAGAUCCCUCACAAAAGGCGAAACGCAACGACUACUACGAACGCAAAAAGGCACAAAAGGCUGCCGAGAAAGCUGCUGCUGCAGCUGCCCUCGCCGAACAACGUCGCAUGGAAACCGAAGUAUUUCGUCCGAUGCCAAUUUUCCGCCCGCGCGAUCCCAAAAUGGAAUUCGACAACUUGUGGAGCUUCUUAAAGUCCGGCAUUGAUGCCGAAGAUGUCGCCUAUUUGCGACAAAGCUACGAAAUGUUGCUGCAAAGCAACGACGAGCACAGCUAUUGGCUCAAUGCGACACACUGGGUGGAUCAUCCGCCCACAGAUCGGAGUUUCAUUCCGCCACCCUCGAAAAAACGCAAAAAGGACAUUUACGAAGCGAAAGUACAUUCCACGGGAUCGGCUCGUACCGAAGGCUACUACAAAAUCGAUCCGACUGAAAAAGCGCGCUACAAAUAUCACCAUCUCAAGGGAACGGCAGCGGAAACACAUUUAAGCAAGUUAAGUGCGAAUGCAGCUGCCAAAUCAAGUACCGUCAAAACGCAGGGAUUAUCGCGUGAGGCACGUUCGAACCAACGAAGAUUGCUUACCGCCUUCGGAGCUAUCGGAGAAUCUGAAUUGUUGAAAUUCAAUCAACUCAAAUUCCGCAAGAAACAAAUUAAAUUCGCGAAAUCGGCAAUUCACGACUGGGGAUUGUUCGCCAUGGAGCCAAUUGCGGCAGACGAGAUGGUCAUUGAGUAUGUCGGGCAGAUGAUUAGACCGAGUUUGGCAGAUCAUCGUGAACAAAAAUACGAACAAAUUGGCAUUGGAAGCUCGUAUCUCUUCAGGAUUGACUUGGAAACGAUUAUUGAUGCCACGAAAUGUGGCAAUUUGGCGCGUUUCAUUAAUCACAGUUGUAAUCCCAAUUGCUAUGCGAAGAUCAUCACAAUCGAACAAGAAAAGAAAAUUGUCAUCUACUCGAAGCAACCGAUCGCCGUUAACGAAGAAAUCACGUACGAUUACAAAUUUCCUCUGGAAGACGAGAAAAUUCCGUGUCUCUGUGGCGCUCAAGGUUGUCGUGGCACUCUGAAUUAAUUUCUCGCCACUUUUAUUGUACAGAAAAAAAACUUUUUUUUAAACUUUCACACUUUGCCAUCGUUGUUUGUUGCGAAAAUCACUCUUUUUUAAAUUUGACCCUCUUUUUCAAUAAAUAUAUAAGAAAAUAUUUAUUAAAAAAAAUCCUUUCUUUAUAAAAAAAAAUCUUUAAAAUUUUUCGUUCACUUUUUGGUGGUUAAUAAAUAAAAAUUUUUGACAAGUUUGUAAAAAUUGUAAGAAAAAUAAAUAAAAAUUAAAU